Cavenderia fasciculata is the source of this 1548-nucleotide messenger RNA. RefSeq lists its product as uncharacterized. The transcript has 2 exons. The record is from RefSeq and is a predicted model, not a curated record. NCBI's taxonomy places the organism in Eukaryota, Evosea, Eumycetozoa, Acytosteliales, Cavenderiaceae. Bases 1 to 1548 code for a protein of 515 amino acids.
AUGGAUACAGAUACAGAAAUAACAAGAGAUAGAAAGAGAAAGAAAAUAGAUGAUGAAUUGAAACUAUCAGGUUGUUCGAAUCAUUAUUUUAAAAAUGGAAUAUUUAAAUCAUCAUUGCUACCUAUUUUAAAGAGAGACAAAUAUAAUGAUUCUUUGAUGAGUUUGUUGGAGACAUGUAAAGAUUCGUUUAGUUGGAAGUAUGAUGUUGUGUUUCCUACUCUGCCACCACUUGCAACAAUAGAGUUGUACAAGAAAAGUGGAAAGAUAUCACUGCUACCCAAACAAUAUCAUACCGUUACUAUUACAAAUAGUGAAGAGUGGAAGUAUCUACUGGGUAAUCCUGACGGUCUGAUUACACGUACUGCCAAACACCUAGUAUGCUCUGCUCACCAGACUUCAGUUGAACCUGGCCAAAUACCAGACCACUUUACACAUCUUGAUAUUAGAGGGUUGUCUAAUAUCACGCCCGGAUGUAUUCCAUCAGGUGCAACGCAUCUUAAAGUAGAACAAAUUGGUGUGUUGGAAACUGGACUAUUCCCAGAUACAUUGGUUCAUCUUGACAUGGAGUCAUUUGAAGAGUGCGAUGAAAAAGGGUUUAUAUUCCCACCUAGAUUACAUACUCUAGGUAUCGUGUCUACGUUUAUCGAGCAGGGCAUAAAACUACCCAACACGAUUCGUACACUGUAUAUCUAUGAUGACGGGUGUGGUAUAAAUGAGCUGGGUAUCAUCCCAAGUUCGGUGGUCAGCUUACACGUGCAAGAUUGUGAGGUUGGAGUGGGUGUGAUACCAAACUCUGUAAAAUACCUAGAGAUUACAUUAUCGGAUCCAAACAAUUACAAAGCUAUUCCUGCAGAGUCUGUUACACACUUGCAUGCACUGUUUUCAGGUAGAGAUCAAACACGAGUUGACAGUACAAUGAUACCUCAGUCAGUCACCCACCUUAAAGUGUCUGGCGAGUACUCAUUGAUGCUUAAAAACAAUCCGUCGAUCACUAGCUUGACACUGACCAAUCCAUACAUCAUCUCCAACUUUGAAUGGCCACCCAGUCUCACCAACCUACACAUUAACGGUGAUGCUAGUGGUUCACUCAACACGAAAUCAUGUCCACCAACAAUCGAGUAUUUUAGUAUGUCCAAUGUUACCUAUGACAAUACACUACAAAAUCUCAUCCCCCAAUCAACAAAGUAUUUCAAGUAUGACAAUACCUCCUCCUCGACUCAGUUAUUCUAUCCAAACUAUAUACCUAGUUCAGUUCAAUACAUUAAAUUUGAUACAAUUGGUAAGUUACAAGUAUUCCAAGAUGGAGUGUUACCAAAAUCAUUAAAGUAUCUUGAACUACCAGAAGAGUAUGAAGGUCAGUUAAAGACACAAGCACUACCCACAUCUCUUCAAGUCAUCUCUAUUGCAUCGACCAAUCCAAGACUCCACGAACGUAUUCCAUCAUCCAUCAAGAAACACCUCAAAAAUAUUAGACACCAACACCCAGAAACAUGGUUGGAUACUGUUUGGUUGGAAAAUGAUGGUGAUUGGUAUUUUGGCUUGGAAUAA